Miscanthus lutarioriparius is the source of this 975-nucleotide messenger RNA. The record is from the annotation of a GenBank genome assembly. NCBI's taxonomy places the organism in Eukaryota, Viridiplantae, Streptophyta, Magnoliopsida, Poales, Poaceae.
AUGGCCAACGAUUCCCUCGCCCACCACCUGCUGCUCCCUCUCGCCGGCGGCUGCUGGUCCGACGUUGAUGAGGAGGAGGAGGAGCCGGGCAACGUCUCCUUCCCCUCAUUCUGGCCGCCCUUCCCCGGUCUCUCGUCGGACUCCGACUCCGACGCCGCCAGCUUCGUGCGUCCGCGCAUGGACCGGCCCCGGGAGACCGCCGCGUCGUCCUUCUUCGGGCUCGGCUUCCACGACGGGGACGACGACGAGUGGGCGCCACCCGACGAGGACGGGGAGCUCGCGCUGCCGCUCUGCUGGGACUGCCUGCAGCUGGAGGACCACGACGACGACCACCGGAGGUGGGACGUGGGCGUGAGCGACGCGGACGAGUGGGAGCAGGUCGCCGGCAGGGAGGAGGAGGAGGAGGCGGCUGCGGCGUCCGCGGUACGGAUCCUGGAGUGGGAGGUGCUGCUCGCCGCCAACAGCCUGGGGAGCCUCGCGGUGGACGACGGCGACGGCGACGACGACCUGGACGCGGGGAUCGAGACGUACUUCCUCGACGACGCCGACGACCUGCUAUUCGGGCAUCUCGCCGCCGCGGAUGCGGACCACGAGCCGCCGGGCAAGUGCGGGCGGCCGGCCGCGAAGGCCGCGGUGGAGGCGCUCCCUACGGUGGUGGUCGCGGAGGCCGACGCGGCACGCGGCGACGCGCAGUGCGCGGUGUGCAAGGACGGCGUCGAGGCCGGGGAGCGCGCCCGGAGGCUGCCGUGCGCGCACCUCUACCACGACGGCUGCAUCCUGCCGUGGCUCGCCAUCCGCAACACGUGCCCGCUCUGCCGCCACGAGCUGCCCACCGAUGACCCCGAGUACGAGAAGUGGAAGGCGAGGCGGGCCGCCGGCGACGGUGGCGAUGCAGACCGGCGUGGCACGGCGGCAGGUAUGAUGUCUUCAUCAGGAUACCUUGACGAAUGGGUAGGCGAAGGAGCAACGGACUAA